This is a messenger RNA of Aureobasidium uvarum, 221 nucleotides long. The record is from the annotation of a GenBank genome assembly. NCBI's taxonomy places the organism in Eukaryota, Fungi, Ascomycota, Dothideomycetes, Dothideales, Saccotheciaceae.
GCGCUCAAGGAGCUGCGCUUCCACCACUGCCAGACCUCGGAACACAGCGCCGCCGUCCGCAAUAUCCUGCCAUGAAGAAGGCCAACCCUCACACCCCCAUCUUGAUCCGCGAAGCCCUGGAAGUCGAGCCGAGAGUCUGGGCAAGAUACGACUUUGGCAAGGAGAAGAGCGCAAGUCUGAAGGGUAUGUUGAUCCGAAACUGCUUUGUCAUGGACAAGCAC